GGAUUAUACAAUCCGUUUUUAUAAAAAUUUAAAAUAUUUUCUUUUUUAAUUUGGAAAAACGAAAUUGUUAAAAAAAAACAUAAACAGCUGUUAAUGACUAAGCCGGAAAUAUUUUUUGACGCCUUUUAUUUUUAAUAAGUUCGGUGGCUGCCAGACAGAAAAAAAGCAAACAAUAUGAUAUAAAAUAAAAGUUUAUUUACGUAUUAAAUACCUAGACCAGUCUUAAACGGAUUUUUCCAAAAAAAUUAUACGAACGAUGAAUCAAAUUUUCGAUAAAAAUUUGAAGCAAAAUUAAAUAAACCAGAAAUAGACAGAGAAACGUUUCAAAAACUUUUGAAAUUAGUUUUGCCCAAAAUUUAAAGUCGGGAAGAUCGCUAUUUCAAAACAGCAAAAUCGCUCCAUAAAUAUCGGAGAUAUGAGCAAGAAUCAGAGACAACCUCUGAAAAUGUCAUUUUGAGAUUUUUUUAUUCAUGCUCAAACAGAAAUUGUUUGUUUUUUAAGCUAAGACUUAACUUGGCCGAAUCGAAGAUUCACAACGCCAACUCUAAUUUUUCCAGUACGACUGGCAUCUCCACCAUUAUCAAAACGCUUAGGUUAAGUUAACACGAUUGCAUACGGUCAACAUGCAAAAACAAAAUACAUAAUCAUACGAGCAAGAAAUAUUUUGAAUACAAAUUUUCUCAAAUCAUGUCCACCACACAAGCUACCAAAAAUUGUAUAACUCUAAAAGGUUCGGCACAAAUUAUAGCAGAAUACUUAAAAUACGGCAUCAAUUCCAUACUCUUUCAAAGAGGCAUCUAUCCGGCAGAAACAUUUGAAAGUACACAACAGUAUGGUUUAACCAUACUCAUGUCCAAAGAUCCCAAAAUAGAAGAGUUUUUGAAAAAGGUGCUCGAACAAACAGAAGAAUGGUUGGCCAAAAAUAUGAUCAACAAAAUAUCCAUGGUCAUAACAAAUGCCCAUACCAAAGAAGUUCUAGAGUGUUGGGAUUUCAAAAUGAAUGCCGAACUGGGUGAUGGCGAUACCAGCGAUGCCAGUAAAUUGACCUCUUCCAAAGAACUAAAACGCAUACAAAAUGAAAUACGUGAUGUUAUGCGCCAAAUAUCGGCCACUGUUACCUAUUUGCCAUUAUUGGAUUGUAUUUGUACUUUUGACGUUAUGAUCCAUACGCUACAGACCUGUGAUGUACCCGAAAGUUGGGAUGAAACUGGUCCUGCAUUUAUACAGAAUGCCCAAGCCGUACAAUUACGUUCCUUUUCAACUGGCUUGCAUAAAGUCGAUACUGUAGUUAAUUAUAAAAUGGCUUCAUAGAAAUCCUAGUCGUCGUCUUUGGAGUUCGCAAACAGUUUCAAUAAGCAUUACCAUCAAUAUCAUCAAAAUCAUUUUUUGUUGCCGUGUCUUUUAAAGUAUUUAAUUUAUUUUGUGUGUUCUAUUUUAUUAAAAAAAAAGCAAAAAACAUUUAUAUUUGACUCUAAAAAAA
Messenger RNA from Lucilia cuprina (Australian sheep blowfly), 1480 nucleotides. RefSeq names its product mitotic spindle assembly checkpoint protein MAD2A (gene mad2). NCBI's taxonomy places the organism in Eukaryota, Metazoa, Arthropoda, Insecta, Diptera, Calliphoridae. The transcript is spliced from 4 exons. Gene Ontology annotation, cellular component: kinetochore; cytoplasm; nucleoplasm. The record is from RefSeq and is a predicted model, not a curated record. The coding region runs from base 688 to 1311 and encodes 207 amino acids. Gene Ontology annotation, biological process: mitotic spindle assembly checkpoint signaling.